Messenger RNA from Colletotrichum fioriniae, 867 nucleotides. RefSeq lists its product as uncharacterized. Gene Ontology annotation, biological process: DNA-templated transcription. The record is from RefSeq and is a predicted model, not a curated record. Gene Ontology annotation, molecular function: zinc ion binding; DNA binding. NCBI's taxonomy places the organism in Eukaryota, Fungi, Ascomycota, Sordariomycetes, Glomerellales, Glomerellaceae.
AUGCCAUCAGAGCCGGCCAAGAAGAUCUCAGUCGCAUGGCUGGAGUCAUUCAUCGGCAAGCUCCAAGCGGCGCCGAGCCCGGAGCGGGAUAAUCUGCUAAAGACCGUCUCCUUCGGGGACCACCUCUCAGCCCCGGAGCCAGCCUCAGUGGUGAAUGUGAGCGAAGAGAAGAACCCCGAGCCAGCUAGAGGCAGCAGCGAGAAUCUUCAGGUCGACCUCGAGGGUUCGCUCAUUUACCAUGGUGCGACGAGUAUCUAUCGCGCGCAUCUUGGGGUGCCAGCACGGGGCAACGCCUCACCCUCACGGGAGCUCUCUGCAAACUAUGUCGUCGGCCCCGACUCAAAUUUCGAGCAUGUGGCGGAGCAUUUCGGGAUCAACUUAAACGACGAGCUCGUUGAUGACGCAUUGAUGCAGUUUUUCAAAUGGCAGUACCCGCACUUCAUGUUUAUUUAUCGUGAAGCCUUCUUGAGGGACCACUUUGGUGACCGGACUCGCGGCAAGUAUUGGUCGUCGGCUUUGCUCCUGUCUAUCUGUGCCCUGGGGACACUCAUGUCACCAGAGAAGCGCCACAGAAAUGCGAGUGAACAGUUCUUCUCCGCUGCCGAGAGCAUACUUAUCGUCUCCGGCUUCACGAAACCUUCCAUCGUCACCGUACAGGGCUUCCUCUGCCUGGCGUUCUACGAGAUUGGAAGGGGGAAUCUCUCAAAGGGAUGGGGCUUCUCAGCUACCGUGGAAGAUUUGGAGAUUCGCAGGCGCAUCUUCUGGGGAUGCUACACUUCUGAUAAGUUGAUCAGUCUGAUCCUUGGACGAUCAGUGUACCUUUUCUACGAUGACGCAGAAGUCGAAACCACCAACAGGCUCCCGUAG